AUGCAGGCGAACAAUCCUACAUUCAAACCAUCCCCUCUAUCAUUUGGGUCACCGCGGGCAUCGCCCUUUCGGCGGCCCUCGACACCUAACUCCCCACCCUCCGGUCGUCCUGGGACGCCUGGAAGCUCUCCAAGUAGGAGCGGCUAUACGCCAAUGGCAUCACCUAGCAAGCUCAACCAGUCGUAUACAGCUGCUGAAGAAGAUUCUGUAUCCCCGAGGACCGAUCCCAUUCCGCAGCCGAAAUUCACAAGAGAAAUGCCCCCCUCCCCCACCAAGGGCGCCCGCUCGCCUGGACAUUCAUCGCCGAUUGUGGGUCGCCCAAGUGGUAUGGGAGAUGGCGGUUCAGACGUUUCUAUGAAGAUUCCGCCCAAUGUGGCCCGGGAGAUCCGUGAGGCUUUCCAGGUACUCGAUCGCGACAACGAUGGGCUGGUAAACAUAGAUGAUGUGGCCGAUGUGCUCACGAACCUGGGCCAAGAUUCUUCACCGUCCACUCUGGCGCGCUUCUUCCCCUCUGGCUCUAGCCAAACCAUCAACUUCCCGACGUUCCUGAACACACUGUCACAAUUAAUGGCUCCCAUGUCCUCAUCCCAGGACCUUCUUAAUGCCUUGGCCGCGUUUGAUGAUGACGAUAACGGCCAGAUUGAUGUUGCUGAACUGCGUGAUGCGCUUCUACACACUCUACCUGAGGAUGGAGGCAGGCCAUUAACGGAACAACAAAUCGACGAGGUCUUCAGCGGGUUUACCGGGCGGCGGGCAUUUGGCGGUCGACCUGCGAAGAAAGGAGGCGCAUCCAAACGAGGGGAAGUUUUCCAGUACCAUGAUUUCGUGCGCAGCAUCAUGGGUGGAGAGAACGGGAAUGGUGGUCGGCACGAGGCUGGCAAUGCUCAAGCUUGA
Messenger RNA from Penicillium maclennaniae, 894 nucleotides. RefSeq lists its product as uncharacterized. Gene Ontology annotation, cellular component: cytoplasm; myosin II complex. Bases 1 to 894 code for a protein of 297 amino acids. The record is from RefSeq and is a predicted model, not a curated record. Gene Ontology annotation, biological process: mitotic cytokinesis; actomyosin structure organization. The transcript has 2 exons. Lineage: Eukaryota; Fungi; Ascomycota; Eurotiomycetes; Eurotiales; Aspergillaceae. Gene Ontology annotation, molecular function: myosin heavy chain binding; calcium ion binding; cytoskeletal motor regulator activity.